UGCUAUAUCAUAUAUGGAAAUCAUUAUUGAGUUUUUGACCAAUUAAUUAUGAGAAUUGACUAACUUUCACUAUGGAGCAAAUCAAGUCCAGUGAAUCAUUUAUUUUUGUAGGUUCAUCUUUUAUGGCACCGUAUUCAUUUCUUAUUCCAUGAAUUUGACGGAGUAAUUUUGAUUUUCUUUUUCGAGUAAGAAUCUGGUCAAAUAUUCGAUGAACCUACAAAAAAUAUUAACCUUUAUAAAAAUGUAGAUUAACUAAGUGUUUCAUCACAAACCAUUUAAACGUAAACAAACUACUCUUGAAUUUACCCUCUCUUGAAGUCUCUAUGAUGAAUUACAUGAAGCUCUUGAUCAUCGCCGUGAUCAUCUCGGCGGCUUUGUUUCCAGCAUUGGUGGUCGGAUCUCGUCCGGUAAAAUGUAACAAUUGCAAUGACGGUGGAGAAAAAGAAAAGAUCAUGAAGAUGAAUUCAGGUAUGGAUGUGAACCAUAGGAUACUUCAAGCUAAGAGAUAUAUAAAUUACGAUGCAUUGAAGAAAAACAAACCAGCUAAACCAGAUGGUAAACCGGAUAAACCGGACAACAAAUACCGACGAGGUUGCACCGCCGCUACGGGAUGCUACCGCUUUACGAAUUAAACAUAAAGCCUAUCUCUCUCUCUUUUUCUUCUUUUCUUUGGUUAGUGUGUUUUAUUUUAUUUUUAAUUAGUGGAGUAUUUGCAAUCACAUUUCACAUUCACAAUUCUCAUUAUUAUUUUAAUUGCAAUUUGUAAGUCUUCCGAGGCAUUAGACUCUGAACCAGGGACAUCUCCUAGGGAAUUAGAAUAAACUUCGUUAAGAAUUUGUCUUCCUUUUUUUACCAAAUGAUUGACGAGUAAAAAAAGAUCACAUCGUAAAGUAUUUUUGCGGGCAAGUUCAAACAAAUUGAUCACCUCUCUCGGCCUAUAUUCAUUUUUUUUCUCUCUCUCUUAAACCAAUCGAUAUAUUUCCAAACCAAUCCUCCAAAAAAAAAAAAACCAAUGAUACACCUAUAAAAUUUCAACUUUAAAUAUAAUAAUAUAGUCUUGUUGUAAAUAUAAAAUAUACUUUAGAAGUGUACAUGCGAAAAUUCAGAUAUGUAAUCAACCUAUAAGUAUAAUUAAAUCAAGAAUAAUAUAGAUUUGAAUUACAUCGGAGUGGACAUGGGAUGCAUGUAGAUUACGGUGACUAGACAUUUUCAACUUUUUCACAACUUUAAAAAUAUCGACACUAUCUAAUUUAGUCAUUUAGAUUAUUCGAAAUACCCAUAUAUACAUAAUUUUAUACAAAUACCCCAAAAAGACAAUCUAUAAAAUCAUUAUCCAACCCAAAGUAAUAAAGUUUUGAUGACUUUUAAAAAUGUUUAGUUUUAAAAUUUGAAUAGAUUUUAGAU
Messenger RNA from Arabidopsis lyrata subsp. lyrata, 1404 nucleotides. RefSeq names its product protein RALF-like 18. Lineage: Eukaryota; Viridiplantae; Streptophyta; Magnoliopsida; Brassicales; Brassicaceae. The record is from RefSeq and is a predicted model, not a curated record. The coding region runs from base 324 to 632 and encodes 102 amino acids. The transcript has a single exon.